Aureococcus anophagefferens is the source of this 708-nucleotide messenger RNA. RefSeq lists its product as hypothetical. Gene Ontology annotation, molecular function: FMN binding; flavin adenine dinucleotide binding; NADPH-hemoprotein reductase activity. The record is from RefSeq and is a predicted model, not a curated record. The annotation marks the transcript as partial. Lineage: Eukaryota; Pelagophyceae; Pelagomonadales; Pelagomonadaceae. The transcript has a single exon. Gene Ontology annotation, cellular component: cytosol.
CUCAAGGCCUGCCCGCGGCUCCAGCCCCGCUACUACACGAUCUCGUCGUCGGCCGUCGCGGACCCGGGACGGGUCCACGUGACGUGCGCCGUCGCCACGCUGCCGCCCGACGGCGCCAAGGCCGGCGUCUGCUCCGCGACGCUCGCGGGCGCCGCCGUCGGCGCCACCAUCCGGGCCUUCGUGCGGCCGUCGUCGUUCCGCGCGCCGCCGGCGGGCAAGCCCGCGCCCGUGGUCUUGAUCGGGCCGGGCACGGGCGUCGCGCCCAUGCGCGCCAUCCUCCGCGAGCGCGCCGCGGCGCUGGCGGCCGGCGACGAGACCGCCGCCUGGGGCAGCGCGCGCGUGUCCCGCGCGACGCUCUAUUUCGGCUGCAAGCGGCCGGACCUCGACCACCUCUAUUCCGAGGAAAUGGAAGCCUGGCGCGCGGGCGGCGCGCUCGACGCGCUCCACGUCGCCUACUCGCGGGCCCAGAAGCACAAGGUCUACGUCCAGGACCUGCUCCGCCGCGACGCCGACGCCGCGGCGCUCGCCGCGGACGUCCUCGACGGCAAGGGCCACGUCUACGUCUGCGGCGGCACGGCCAUGGGCGCCGCCGUCGCCGAGGCCCUCGCCGACGUCCUCGCGCCCAAGCUCGGCUCGCGGAGCGACGCCAAGGCCUACGUCGACGACAUGCAGAAGACCGGCCGCUACGUCCAGGAGCUCUGGGCCUAG